AUGGCGGCGGCUCUUCAGGCACAGCGCCUCUUCCUGACGGCUUCCACCUCCUCGUCCUCGUCCUCGUCCUCGUCGCUCACGACGUGGCCGCGCCGGACCACCGCCGCCCCCUGCCGCGCCGGCCUGCGCGUGCCGUCUGGUGUCCAGACAACAACCGCGUCCUCCAUCCCGGCGGACGGCGGCCUCAAGCUGGACUGGAUCGACGUGACCACCACCAGCGGCAGCAUCGCCUCCUCCCCCGCCGACCGCAACACGGCGGUCGACAAGCUCCGCGCGGUGGCGGAGGCCGCGGCGGACCGCGCCGAGAUGCACGACAUCAUCGGGCGGCAGCGGGACAACUGGAACCACCUGCUGCUCCACUCCACCAACUCCCUGACGCUGGCGGCCUCCGUGAUGGCCGCGCUGGGGCCCGCCGCGCCGGGAACCGUGGCCGCGCUCAAGGCCUCGGCGGGGGUCCUCCUCGCCACGGCCGCCGUCACCAUGGCCGCCGUCAACAGGGUGCAGCCGUCGCAGCUCGCCGAGGAGCAGCGCAACGCCACGCGCCUCUGGAGGCAGCUGGAGCGCGACGUCCGCGCCACGCUCCAGCACGAGGCGCAGCAGGGUCCUCGCGCUGGACGCCGCGUACCCGCUGCCGCUGCUCCCGGGGAUGCUGGAGAAGUUCCCCAAGGCCGUGGAGCCCGCGCGGUGGUGGCCGCGCCGCCGUCCGCAGCAACAGCCGAAGAGCAGCAGCACCACCACCCGGUCCAGGAGCUUCGGCCGCCGCGGCGUCCGCACCACCUCCAACGGGUGGAGCCAGGAGCUGGAGGAGGAGAUGCGCGGCCUGCUGCGCGUGCUCCGUGCCAGGACGAGCACCAGUACCUAACGGUGGGGAAGCUGGUGCUGUCCAUCAACCGCGGCCUCGCCGUGGCGGGGCCUGCGCUGGCCGGCACCGCCGCGGUGGCCGCGGCCUUCAUCGGGACCGGCGACGGCGCGUGGGCGUCCGGCGCCGCCGCGGCGGCGUGCGGCGCGCUGGCGGCGGCGGUGAACACGGUGGAGCACGGCGCGCAGCUGGGCAUGCUGUUCGAGCUGCUGCGCAACUGCGCCGGGUUCUACCGCAAGGUGCAGGAGGACAUCGAGGCCGCCCUGGGGGAGGCCGACGUGGAGCGGCGGGAGAACGGGGAGGUGUUCCGGACCAAGGUCGCCCUGCUGCUGGGCCGCGACGCGGCGGAGCUCCGGCAGUUCAGAAGGAUGGCGUCGGCGUCGGUGAAGGAUGACGACAUCAAGGACUACGCCGGGAAACUCUUCUGA
Messenger RNA from Miscanthus lutarioriparius, 1287 nucleotides. The record is from the annotation of a GenBank genome assembly. Lineage: Eukaryota; Viridiplantae; Streptophyta; Magnoliopsida; Poales; Poaceae.